Fukomys damarensis (Damara mole-rat) is the source of this 1991-nucleotide messenger RNA. It is a transcript of the gene Eno3, whose product is annotated as enolase 3. The record is from RefSeq and is a predicted model, not a curated record. Bases 564 to 1910 code for a protein of 448 amino acids. The transcript is spliced from 12 exons. Gene Ontology annotation, biological process: glycolytic process. Gene Ontology annotation, molecular function: magnesium ion binding; phosphopyruvate hydratase activity. Gene Ontology annotation, cellular component: phosphopyruvate hydratase complex. Lineage: Eukaryota; Metazoa; Chordata; Mammalia; Rodentia; Bathyergidae.
GCGGGAGACGCGGGGCGGCUGGAGCUUGGAGAGGGCCCCGGGUUGAGUCACCGGGUGCUUGGCCCUCAGGUGCCGGCGAGAGGCCCGAGUUUGGUUGCAGAACCGAACUGCCUCGAGAUACCCGCCCGUUGGCCGGCCUAAGCUGCAGCAGGACGCGGGGCAGAUCCCACACUCAUCCCCAGACCGUCCAGGCGGAGAGAUACCGAGUGUAGAUACCCAUUUCUUGCAAUGCUAUAAGCAGACGAGGGACCGGCCCCAGGAUCCAGAUGCUCACAAAGGAUCACCCCCUCCUCCUAUCCAUUCAUUUUGUUUCAUUCCAUAGUCAACACGGCUCACUGAUGGGCAGGGGCCGCGGGGUUCAUUGAUAGGCAGGGGCCUACCACAGUCGGUAGGGAAAUGGGCCCCUGACUGACAGCCUCCACGCUGGGCCACAAACACUGUCCCAGCGCUAUCAGUGGGGCAUAGCGCCAGCUGACCUGACCCUGCCUGUCUAAAUCGGGCCCACCACCACCUCCACCACCCGCCCUGCUGGCUGGGAGAGAGGAGGAUGAGAGGUGGCCGGUAUGAAGACCCUGAGAGGGGAGAUCCUCUCGCCUUUUGGAGCCAUGGCCAUGCAGAAAAUCUUUGCCCGGGAAAUCCUGGACUCCAGAGGCAACCCUACAGUGGAGGUGGACCUGCACACAGCCAAGGGCCGAUUCCGAGCAGCUGUGCCUAGCGGAGCUUCCACGGGUAUUUAUGAAGCUCUAGAACUAAGAGAUGGAGACAAAUCCCGCUACCUAGGGAAAGGAGUGCUGAAAGCUGUGGAGCACAUCAACAAGACUCUAGGCCCUGCUCUACUGGAAAAGAAACUAAGCGUUGUGGAUCAAGAAAAGCUUGAUAAAUUUAUGAUUGAGCUGGACGGGACCGAGAAUAAGUCCAAGUUUGGGGCCAAUGCCAUCCUGGGUGUGUCCUUGGCAGUGUGUAAAGCGGGAGCAGCUGAGAAGGGAGUCCCGCUCUACCGACACAUUGCAGAUCUUGCUGGGAAUCCUGAGCUCAUACUCCCAGUGCCUGCCUUCAAUGUGAUCAAUGGGGGCUCCCAUGCUGGAAACAAGCUGGCCAUGCAGGAGUUCAUGAUUCUGCCUGUGGGAGCCAGCUCCUUCAAGGAAGCCAUGCGUAUCGGUGCUGAGGUCUACCACCACCUCAAGGGGGUCAUCAAGGCCAAGUAUGGAAAGGAUGCCACCAAUGUGGGGGACGAGGGUGGCUUUGCACCCAACAUCCUGGAGAACAAUGAGGCUCUGGAGCUGCUGAAGACAGCUAUCCAGGCAGCUGGAUACCCAGACAAGGUGGUGAUUGGCAUGGAUGUGGCAGCAUCUGAGUUUUAUCGCAAUGGGAAAUACGAUCUUGACUUCAAGUCACCCGAUGACCCUGCCAGGCACAUCACUGGGGAGAAGCUUGGAGAACUGUAUAAGAAUUUCAUCAAGAACUAUCCCGUGGUCUCCAUUGAGGACCCCUUUGACCAGGAUGAUUGGGGCACAUGGACCUCUUUCCUCUCGGGGGUGGACAUUCAGAUCGUAGGGGAUGACCUUACAGUCACCAACCCAAAGAGAAUUGCACAAGCUGUUGAGAAGAAGGCCUGUAACUGCCUACUGUUGAAGGUCAACCAGAUCGGCUCAGUAACUGAAUCCAUACAGGCCUGCAAACUGGCUCAGUCUAAUGGCUGGGGGGUGAUGGUGAGCCACCGCUCUGGGGAGACUGAGGACACAUUCAUUGCUGACCUCGUGGUGGGACUCUGCACAGGACAGAUCAAGACUGGUGCCCCCUGCCGCUCAGAGCGCCUGGCCAAAUACAACCAACUCAUGAGGAUUGAGGAGGCUCUUGGGGAUAAGGCUGUCUUCGCUGGACGAAAGUUCCGUAACCCGAAGGCCAAGUGAGAAGCCGGAGGCCCCAGGACUUGACAAGACAGACCCAGGCCUACAAACCCUUCUCCCUGAAAUAAAACUGGUGCCUAAUAA